Molecule: messenger RNA, 1890 nt
Organism: Symbiodinium sp. CCMP2592
Lineage: Eukaryota; Dinophyceae; Suessiales; Symbiodiniaceae
Source: the annotation of a GenBank genome assembly
AUGGUUGGGGUCCCCGCCACGGCCAUGGCCCGGGUUGCUGAAGCAGCCACAAAGGAUGGCCUGCGAGGAUUAGCUGUGGCAGAGACUGCUGCAUUCAACUCGACAAAUGCUGAGAGGGCAGCUCACCGACUCUUUGCAAGGUGGGGGCUUAGGCUAGGUGUCAAAAUCACAGAUCUGUUGCUGAGCGAUGGAUCGAGAAACCUCAAAGUUCCGAUCUUGAAGCCAUCAAGUUGGAUACAAUGCCUGCUAGAGAAGUACCCCUCCGCUUUAUUUGGUGGUUGCAGCCUGGAGAUGGGACCUAGCAAGUGUCUUACAUUCUGGAAGGGGCUCUACCAAUCACAGAGAACGCUUGAAGUGUACCGCAACUUCAAGCCGCAGGAGCUGCAGCAUGUUCUGCCGAUCCUAUUGUAUGGGGAUGAGGGGACAGGCUCCAAGAAGCAGCCGAUAGCCAUUGGCAGUUUCGAGACAGUUUUUGGCCUCGAAGAUCAAGAAACCCGACGAAAGACCAAACGGGCGAGGUUUUCUGAUUGCAUCCAUUCGUGUGGGGACUCAGUGGGUCUUGGCCACUGCUGUGAAUUACCCGCACAUUGGCCUCGUCACCAAGAGCUACCAGCAGAUUUCCGUUUGUCCGAGGAUGAUCUUUCGGAGCUCAAAAACCAAAUGCAUGCCACCACAGGUCAUUCAUAUUUGUCUCGCUAUUUGAAUUAUAUGAUUCCAACUGCUUUGCUGGAUCUUGGCCCCUGGGUCCUUGAUGGUGUGCAAAAGGCUGUGGCCCAGGACUUACGCAGUUUGUUCUACGAGGGCUUGCUUGUCAAUGGUCAACGAUUUUAUGUUGCAGUUGUUGGCCUGAAAGGCGAUCAGAAGUGGCAUGUACGUGUUGGCCAGUUCUACCGCAGCUAUCUACACUUAGGCGAUGUUAAUUCACACGAAAUAUGCCCCGAUUGCUUGGCCGGAAAUCCUGCAUACCCUUUUGAAGAGACCUCCGAAAACCCUCGAUGGGUCAAGACAUUUGGUACCGAUGAGCUUCCAUGGACAGAACCUGGAGUGUUUGAGGAGCUGCCUUUCGAUUCUACAUUUCCCUCCUUCAAAUACAAACGGGAUUUGUUGCAUAGCUUUAAGCUGGGGCUGGGUCGAGACAUAGCUGGUGGAACGAUCAUGCUUUUGUGCCGCUUCUUUGAGACUUUGGAUCAUCCUGGUGAUUCCAAAGGUGUGAUCUCACGAUUGGAACGUGCCCAUGCUCGCUUUGCUAUGUAUGCAUCUGCCGCCAAGAAAACCCCCCAUGUCCGAAAGUUCACAAAGGACUUCCUGCACCACAAAACGAACAAGUCCUUUGCUUUCACGGCUUCGAAAGGAUCAGACACGAUCUUAUUGCUGGAAUGGCUCCACCUCGAGUGCCAGCUGGCCAUCCAGAAGCAUGCCGACCAUCGCAGGGUAGACCUCUUGAAGGCAGCAGUUCAGGUUUGUAAGGCCUCCUGUUCGAUAUUUUGGAUCGUCUACAAUCAUGGGCUUUGGCUUCCGAGGCUUUGUAUGAGCAAGCUUCGGGAUACGAUCCUGAGAGUGGUACGGGGGUAUGGCUAUUUGGCCCGUGGGUGCUACCAGGAAUCUUUUGCAGCUUACCGCUGCAAGUCUACAUUGCACUCCAUACAUCAUUUCGCUGUCGAGCUCGACCUCGCUUUAUUGAUGAAGGCUGAUUGCUACCCAAGUCCUUUGUUGUUUGACUGCAGUCAAUCCGAGGAUUUCGUAGGUCGCAAUGCCCGGGUCGCCAGGGCAACGCAUGGAAAAACCACUGCUCUUCGAGGCCUACAGCGCCAUCUUGUGAAGUCCAGAAGCAUGCUCCGAAAACACUUCCGAAAGAUUGAGAAGCCAGCCGCUUGGCCCCCGGCAGGAUGA